AUGAAUUCAAAAAUUAAAGGUAUAACGGAUGAUAUAACAUCAAUUCCACCAGAAGAACAGAGAUAUUACGCAUUAAAUGCAUUUCCUAAAGUUUUGAAGAUUGGAAGAUUUAAUUUAAAUGAGGAAUUCAUAGAAGGUUUCCUAAAUGACAUAAUGAAGAAGGUGGAUAAGGAAUAUGUUAACAAUGAGUUAAUGAAGAAGGUGGAUAAGGAAUACGUUAAUACUGAAUUAAAUAAGAAAGCAAAUUUGGUUUAUGUUGAUGAAAAAGAUAAUGAAAUUAAAGAAAAGGUUGAAUGGUAUCAUGAAUGGACAUUGGAGACUUUUAAAGUUAAAGCUGAUACAGAAUGGGUUUCAGGAUGUUUAGACCUUAAAGCGGAUAAAACAUAUGUUAACAAUGAGUUAAUGAAGAAAGCAGAUAAGGAAAAAGUUAUUUCAUUCAUUAAUACUGAGUUAGCAAAGAAAGCUGAUAUAUCAUUUGUUAAUGAAGAAAUAAAGCAAUCAGAGGUCUAUUUUACUCCACCAUUUUUAAAUUUUAUGAAAUCAUCAGAUAAAACCUUUGAUAUAGAUUCUUUUGAAUGGAUAUGUUUCGAUGGAGUGACCACGUAUUUAUUUUAUACAGCAGGAGUACUUUAUUAUUUAAAAACAAAUGAUUUUAAAAACUAUGAAUCAUUUACUCCAUCUGUUUGGAAUCCCGAUACACGAAAGCCAAUCAUUAAUCCAAGAAUUUUAUAUGUUGAAUAUAAUAACGGUAAAUUUAUGGGAAUGAUAACGGUUGGAGAUGAUUUUUGCCCUUGUUAUUCAUUCGAUUGUAUCCAAUGGUUCAAAUGUAAUUUAAAUCAAGAUGCUAAAUUUAAAUAUCCAAAUAAUCCUAUUAG
Molecule: messenger RNA, 875 nt
Organism: Trichomonas vaginalis G3
Lineage: Eukaryota; Parabasalia; Trichomonadida; Trichomonadidae
Exons: 1
Source: RefSeq, a predicted model, not a curated record